AUGGAUCAACCAAGCAGCCCGCAGCGGCCACAGAUGGUGUCGCGCUCCAUGCGCUUCCAUGAGUCUGGUGUCGAGGACAACGAGACCACAGACGAAUUGUCCCGAGUGACGCCGGAGGAAGUCCAUCGACCAUUCAACUACAAUUCCGAUACGGGCGUGGAAUAUCGCCGACAGGAAGAUGGACCAUCAUCGCCAUCGACCCGUCGACAUGUGUAUUACGGCCCUGGAGGUCAUUACAAUGCAACGCACGACAGCUCGUCCGACGACGAAGGGGCCCAGACAGCUCCGUACGCGAGUCAGUGGACGGCGUCUAUCCUGCCGUAUGCUUCGACCUUCCACACCCCGUUGCGGCAGUUCUCCAUCGAACCAGCUCCCUCGGGUUCAAGUUUUGCCAAGAUAAAUCGAUACACACGCCGCACACGCAUGCGCAACAUGAAGAAGUUCCGAGAAGGGACGGGCGCACCGCCGCGGUUGCUGCGCGUGUCGGCGUACUGCACGUGCGAGUCCAUGUCGCUGUUCAAGCUCCUCAAGUGGCUCAACUGGGUCCCAACCCGGCAGCUCCCCGGCGGCGAACUCAAUCCGAACGGAUGGACGCACAAGAUGCACAUGGGCGCGAUCCAUUCGUCAUGCAAGGCGUCCAUCGGCCACGACGACGACGACGACGACGACGCGACGAGCCACGUCGUGGCCACCGAUGACCAGCUCGCGAUCGAGCGCAAGGAUGUGUUCUAUUUUGCAACGGGAUGCACAGUGUUCUGGGGACUCUCGCGCACCGAAGAGCAGGCGCAUAUCCACGCGAUCCGCGCGUUUUCCAAGGCCAGCGUCAAGCAGGUGGAGGUAGAAGACAUGGACUUCUGCUACGGAGCCACGAGUAGUGUCAUGAACGACGUGAUCACGCUGAGCUCAUUCCGGUCGUCGGAGAAGAUUGCGAUUUCGUUUGCGAUGGCGCAGUCAUGCAAGCUGGACGUGUUUGAAGAGCGCGUGGAAGACUCGACGAAGGAGACGCGCCACAUCCCGCAGACCCUCGCCAACACGGGCGAGAUCAAAAAGUACUCGCAAAAGGACAUCUCGCAGCUGAUUGGUCGGCUGUUUAUCGAGCGCAGUGACAUCAACCUGAACUCGGACAUGCUGGACGAUCCCGACUUCUUCUGGGACGACGACGAGUACCAGCCACUGUACAAGAACAUGAUCAAGUACUUGGACGUGGCGAAUAGGGUGCAUAUCCUCAACACGCGGCUGGACGUCCUUCGUGAAUUGCUGGACGUGCUGAGUGAGCAGCUGGAGCGGCAGCAUGCCACUAAGCUCGAAUGGAUCGUGAUCUGGCUGAUCGUGGCCGAGGUGGUCGUCAAGGCGCAUAUCCACGCGAUCCGCGCGUUUUCCAAGGCCAGCGUCAAGCACAUGGAGGUAGAAGACAUGGACUUCUGCUACGGAGCCACGAGUAGUGUCAUGAACGACGUGAUCACGCUGAGCUCAUUCCGGUCGUCGGAGAAGAUUGCGAUUUCGUUUGCGAUGGCGCAGUCAUGCAAGCUGGACGUGUUUGAAGAGCGCGUGGAAGACUCGACGAAGGAGACGCGCCACAUCCCGCAGACCCUCGCCGACACGGGCGAGAUCAAAAAGUACUCGCAAAAGGACAUCUCGCAGCUGAUUGGUCGGCUGUUUAUCGAGCGCAGUGACAUCAACCUGAACUCGGACAUGCUGGACGAUCCCGACUUCUUCUGGGACGACGACGAGUACCAGCCACUGUACAAGAACAUGAUCAAGUACUUGGACGUGGCGAAUAGGGUGCAUAUCCUCAACACGCGGCUGGACGUCCUUCGUGAAUUGCUGGACGUGCUGAGUGAGCAGCUGGAGCGGCAGCAUGCCACUAAGCUCGAAUGGAUCGUGAUCUGGCUGAUCGUGGCCGAGGUGGUCGUCAAGGUCUUCUGGAGCAUCCUCGUCAAGGACAUCCUCGGCUUCUUUGACCACCAUGGGGGGAUUGAAUAA
This is a messenger RNA of Aphanomyces astaci, 1983 nucleotides long. RefSeq lists its product as hypothetical. NCBI's taxonomy places the organism in Eukaryota, Oomycota, Saprolegniomycetes, Saprolegniales, Verrucalvaceae. The transcript is spliced from 13 exons. The record is from RefSeq and is a predicted model, not a curated record. Bases 1 to 1983 code for a protein of 660 amino acids.